Messenger RNA from Xiphias gladius (swordfish), 2825 nucleotides. It is a transcript of the gene slc8a3, whose product is annotated as solute carrier family 8 member 3. The transcript has 7 exons. Gene Ontology annotation, cellular component: postsynapse; axon; sarcolemma. Gene Ontology annotation, biological process: cell communication; calcium ion import across plasma membrane; sodium ion transmembrane transport. Gene Ontology annotation, molecular function: calcium:sodium antiporter activity. Lineage: Eukaryota; Metazoa; Chordata; Actinopteri; Istiophoriformes; Xiphiidae. The record is from RefSeq and is a predicted model, not a curated record. Bases 18 to 2825 code for a protein of 935 amino acids.
AAGACGAAGGAGGGUGCAUGGAGGGUUCAAGGCCUGUGAAGCCAGAGUCGUCAGCCUGCCUCUGGUUGGGGCUGGUCUCUGUGGCUGUAGCCUUCCUUUGUACAGAGGCCCGGACGACUCCGAGCCCUGAGCUCAGCCCCAGCAAUGCGACCUGCGAGGGGAACUCCAAGUGUCAUGCGGGGAUCAUCCUGCCCAUAUGGUAUCCAGAGGAUCCUUCCAUGGGAGACAAGAUCGCACGGGUCAUUGUGUAUUUUGUGGCCCUGAUCUACAUGUUUCUCGGAGUGUCCAUCAUUGCUGACCGCUUCAUGGCGGCCAUUGAAGUGAUCACCUCCCAGGAGAGGGAAAUUGUCAUCAAAAGGCCCAAUGGGGAAACGACGACCACCACAAUCCGGGUGUGGAAUGAAACGGUCUCCAACCUCACCCUCAUGGCCUUAGGCUCGUCUGCCCCUGAGAUUAUGCUUUCUGUAAUUGAGGUUUGUGGACAUGAGUUCAAAUCUGGUGAGCUCGGGCCCUCCACAAUUGUUGGCAGCGCAGCCUUCAAUAUGUUUGUCAUCAUUGGCCUCUGUGUGUCUGUCAUUCCCCAAGGAGAGGUACGCAAGGUCAAACACCUCAGAGUGUUCUUUGUCACUGCGGGCUGGAGCAUCUUUGCUUACAUUUGGCUCUACAUGAUCCUGGCUGUGUUUUCUCCCAACGUAGUCCAGGUCUGGGAGGGUCUACUUACAUUGGCCUUCUUCCCCAUAUGCGUUCUCCUUGCCUGGGUGGCAGACAGACGACUGCUCUUCUAUAAGUUCAUGCACAAGAAGUAUCGCACUGACAAACACAGGGGUGUCAUCAUCGAGACGGAGACUGAACGCUCCAAGGGGAUUGAGAUGGACGGGAAGAUGGUCAACUCUCACUUCAUGGAUGGAGGUGCGGCCAGCAAUCUGAUCGGUUUAAUUGAGAGCAAAGAGGUAGAUGAGUCCCGGCGAGACAUGAUCCGGAUCUUGAAAGAUCUGAAGCAGAAGCACCCAGAGAAAGAGUUGGAUCAACUGGUUGAGAUGGCCAACUACUAUGCUCUCUCGCACCAGCAAAAGAGCCGUGCCUUCUACCGCAUCCAAGCCACACGCAUGAUGACAGGCGCUGGAAAUAUCCUGAAGAAACACGUCUCGGAACAGGCGAAGAAGAGCGCCAGCGUGCAGGAGGUGCAUGUGGAAGAGCCAGAAGAAUACGUGUCUCGGAUCACUUUUGAGCCUGCUGUCUACCAGUGUCUCGAGAACUGUGGUGCCGCCAUUCUGACCAUCACCAGAAAGGGUGGCGACAUCAACAAGACGAUCUACGUGGAUUAUAAGACAGAGGACGGCUCGGCUAAUGCUGGGGCCGACUACGAGUUCACAGAGGGUACAGUAGUGUUCAAACCAGGAGAGAUGAUCAAGGAAAUAAGCAUUGGCAUCAUAGACGAUGAUAUCUUUGAAGAGGACGAGCACUUUUUUGUGCGCCUCAGUAAUUUGCGUGUUCUGGAGACUGAGGACGAGGUGUUGUCCCCCAACAGUCUCCCGUACCCAAAGGCCAUGCUGGGCUUCCCCACAGUGGCCACUGUGACCAUUCUAGAUGAUGAUCAUUCGGGCAUCUUCACCUUUGAGAGCAACUCAGUGCAUGUCAGUGAGAGCAUCGGUAUUAUGGAGGUGAAAGUGCUGAGGACUUCUGGAGCAAGGGGGACGGUCAUUGUGCCUUUUCGCACCACGGAGGGGCUCGCCAAAGGAGGAGGAGAGGACUUUGAAGACACCUACGGAGAGCUUGAGUUCAAAAACGAUGAGACGUGCAAACUUAUUCACGUGAAAAUUAUUGACGAUGAGGAGUAUGAGAAAAACAAGAACUUCUUCCUGGAGCUGGCCGAGCCGCGCAUGGUAGACAUGAGUCUGCAGAAAGGUGCAGUACUGAACCUUUUUCUUUCCCUCACCAUCUGUGAUGAGGAGCUGGAAGAGCAGAAGCUGACAUCAGACGAGGAGGAAGCCAAGCGGAUCGCAGAGAUGGGAAAACCGGUGCUGGGGGAACACUCCAAGCUGGAAGUCAUUAUUGAGGAAUCAUAUGAGUUUAAGAGCACGGUGGACAAGCUGAUCAAGAAGACCAACCUGGCACUGGUGGUGGGAACAAACUCCUGGAGGGACCAGUUCAUGGAGGCCAUUACAGUCAGCGCAGGAGAUGAGGACGAAGAGGACACAGGGGAAGAACGGCUGCCAUCCUGUUUCGACUACGUCAUGCACUUCCUCACCGUCUUCUGGAAGGUCCUGUUCGCUUGCGUCCCUCCCACGGACUACCUGAACGGCUGGGCCUGUUUCACCGUCUCCAUCAUCAUCAUUGGCCUGCUCACGGCCGUCAUCGGCGACCUGGCGUCUCACUUCGGCUGCACCAUUGGCCUCAAGGACUCGGUCACUGCUGUGGUGUUUGUGGCACUCGGUACAUCUGUCCCAGACACUUUUGCCAGUAAGGUAGCAGCAGUCCAGGACACCUACGCAGACGCCUCCAUCGGGAAUGUGACCGGCAGCAACGCCGUCAACGUCUUCCUGGGAAUCGGCAUGGCCUGGUCGGUGGCGGCCAUCUACUGGCACAUGAAAGGGAAGCCGUUCGUGGUGGAAGCCGGCUCGCUGGCCUUCUCUGUCACUCUCUUCACCAUCUUCGCCUUCCUGGCCAUCUCGGUGCUGCUUUACCGGCGCCGGGCCCACAUCGGAGGAGAACUGGGCGGGCCCCGGGGACACAGACUGGCCACAUCAGCCUUCCUUUUCAGCCUCUGGUUCCUUUACAUCCUCUUCUCCAGUCUGGAGGCCUACUGUCAUAUAGAGGGCUUCUAA